AUGAGCGGCCGCGUCGGGGACCUGAGCCCGCGGCAGGCGGAGGUGCUGGCCCAGUUCCGGGAGAAGCUGCAGGACGUGCUGCCCUCCCUACCAUCCCAGGACGACUAUUUCCUCCUGAAAUGGCUCCGAGCACGCUCCUUCGACCUGCCCAAGGCAGAGGCGAUGCUCCGCAAGCACAUCGAGGUCCGCAAGCACAUGGACGCCGACAACAUCAUUGCCUGGGAGCCACCUGAGGUGAUUCGGAAGUACAUGUCCGGCGGGAUGUGUGGCUACGACCGGGAGGGCAGCCCAGUGUGGUACGAGAUCAUUGGGCCCAUGGAUGCCAAGGGGCUCCUGUUCUCUGCCUCCAAGCAGGACCUGAUCAAGAACAAGUUUCGGGACUGUGAACUGCUCCGGCGCGAGUGUGAGCAGCAGAGUGAAAAGCUGGGCAAGAAGAUUGAGAUGGUGAUGAUGGUGUACGACUGUGAGGGCCUGGGCCUGAAGCACCUCUGGAAGCCAGCUGUGGACACAUAUGGGGAGAUCCUGUCCAUGUUCGAGGAGAAUUACCCCGAGUCCCUCAAGUGCCUCUUUAUUGUGAAGGCCCCCAAGCUCUUCCCUGUGGCCUACAACCUGGUCAAGCACUUUCUGAGCGAGGACACACGCAAGAAGGUCGUGGUGUUGGGAUCCAACUGGAAGGAGGUCCUGCAAAAGUACAUUGACCCUGCACAGAUCCCGGUGGAGUAUGGGGGGACGUUGACAGACCCUGAUGGGGACCCCAAGUGCUCCAGCAAGAUAAAUUAUGGGGGGGACGUGCCCCAGCAUUACUACGUGCGGGAUCAGCUGGCGCAGAAGUACGAACACUCAGUCGUGGUCAACCGGGGCUCAUCCCACCAGGUCGAGUACGAGAUCCUCUUUCCCGGCUGCGUGCUCAGGUGGCAGUUCCGCUCCGAGGGCGCUGACAUCGGCUUUGGGGUGUACCUGAAAACCAAGGUUGGGGAGCGGCAGCGGGCGAGUGACAUGACCGAGGUUCUCCCUAACCAGCGCUACAACGCACACAUGGUGCCCGAGGACGGCUCCCUCACCUGCUCCACGCCUGGCAUUUAUGUCCUGCGCUUCGACAACACCUACAGCUUCCUCCACUCCAAGAAGGUCAGCUACAGCGUGGAGGUGCUGCUGCCCGACACCGCCUCAGCUCAGCAGAUCCAGGGGGAGUCCCCCAGUCACAGCCCCUGA
Cinclus cinclus is the source of this 1212-nucleotide messenger RNA. It is a transcript of the gene SEC14L2, whose product is annotated as SEC14 like lipid binding 2. The transcript has 12 exons. Lineage: Eukaryota; Metazoa; Chordata; Aves; Passeriformes; Cinclidae. The coding region runs from base 1 to 1212 and encodes 403 amino acids. Gene Ontology annotation, cellular component: cytoplasm. The record is from RefSeq and is a predicted model, not a curated record.